Molecule: messenger RNA, 1371 nt
Organism: Acanthosepion pharaonis
Lineage: Eukaryota; Metazoa; Mollusca; Cephalopoda; Sepiida; Sepiidae
Source: the annotation of a GenBank genome assembly
AUGCGCCAAAAAGAUCUGCAUGUUGUAAUUUUGGGCUUACAGCUAGGUGAUUUAGUUUGGGGAAAAAUGGAGACAUUUCACAAAUGGCCUGCACUCAUUACCUGUGAUCCAAUUUGUGGACAAUUUGUUUAUAGUGAACUUGGUUACGAGGUUCAGUACCAUGUGGAAUUUUUAGGGGCAAAGCAUUCACAUGCUUGGAUUAAGGGAUAUUGUAUUGAACUUUAUAGUGAGACUGUCUUUAAGAAUGAUUUGUCAUCAACAAAGAAGAGCAAAAAGAAGAAAAGUCAAAUAAGCAGAAAUCUCAAACAAUACAAUCAACUUCAAAACGCCAUUAAAGAAGCCAAUGCUUUGGUUGAUGUUACAAAUAGCAGGAGAAUGGAAUGUUGUGUUUUUGAAAAUGCAGAUGGUAAAGCAUUAUUGGCCAAGUCUCAAAGGAAAUUCACAGAAUAUAUGGAAUUUCCAAUAAACAAAUCAACAAACAAAACCUGCAAUAAAAAUGAUUCCACUAUUGUCCAAAUUUGCAGUAAGCCAAAUAGAUGUUGCAUACAGCAAAACAGCCCCAGCAAAACACAAAAUUCUAAUGAACAGACAGAGCCAUUUCUGAUGUCAUGUUAUAACAAUACAGAAUCCAAUAAUUCUUUGCUGACUCUCACACCUCAGCAAAGAUUAAGUUUUGACAUUGAGGUUUAUAAAAAAAGUGAAGUUGCAUUUACAGUUGAUCUGAAACAAUUUUUGGCGAGAAAUAACUUACAUCUGGAAAACACAUAUUGGGAGAAUGUUCCAGUUAACACUUAUCAAUUGUUCCAGGUUGUUAAUGAAUUUGGUGGCUAUGAAAUGGUUACUCAAAAGGCAAAAUGGUCAAAUAUUUACCGAGAAAUUACCAAUACAUACGAGAAAUACAAAGGCAAGCUUGAAAAGAAAGACAAAUCCUUUAUCUUAGAAAAGAUUCAGAAAAAGCCAAAAAUUGUCCAACAUAAACCUGAUGAUGAUAUAUUUUGCUCUUUGUACCAAAAGUUUGAAGAACUGGAAAAUGCAAACAGAAUGUGUUAUUUUGAGGAAGAGAUCAAGUCAGCCCAGAAAGAACUUGGAAUAUGCAUUCGAUUCCAUGAUGAACCAGCUCCUGUUUGCCCGUUACUUGAAUAUAAAUUUCCUUUGAUAGAUUCAGCAUUUUCAGAUGAUAGCCAGGCCCAGAUAGCUGAAGGUUUCCAAGUUCCUGAUAUUUUUGCCUUUGAGAGCCAUUUGGAUAAGUAUUGGACACCUAACAGCAGCAAUCACAGUAAAACAGACCCUGAUAAUGCAAGUAUAAAUUUGGAAGAUUUGCAUGACCUUAGGGAUCAGAUAGAAUUAAUAAGUUAUGAGAUCAAUCAGUGA